GAGACACUGCUGCUCCGGGGGGCUGACCUGGCGGGGAGCGGCAGCGCAAUCCGCUCCGGCGCCGCUUUGUGCGCGCAGCCGCUGGCCUCUCUGCUCCCCGGUCUGCCCCCCGGGACGCCCCCCCUGCCGCACCCCAGUCAUGCAACUCUACCUGCUUCUCCACUGUGGACCUUUGGGAAGCAGCCACUCACCGCGGGAGCUCGGGCCCUAACCGCUCCAGGAGCCGGUAGGUGUCCGCCCGGAGCCAGCCCGCGACCCUCGCUCGGGCUGGAGCCACGGGCUCCGAAGUUGUGGGGACCAGCGCGAGUUGGAAAGUUUGCCCGAGGGCUGGUGCAGGCUUGGAGCUGGAGGAACGCGCGCUGUCUUCGGAGCCUGAGCGGGCCACUGACCAAAACCUUGUGCAAGUGAGCUCGACCAUGGUGCAUCCAGAUUCUCCUCAAAAGUGAGACUUUCUGAAGGACCAAUGACUCUGUUUCCUGUGCUCUUUCAUUUUUUCCUACUCCGUAGCUAUGUCUCGAUCCCGUCAUGCAAGGCCUUCCAAAUUAGUCAGGAGGGAAGAUCUAAACAAAAAGAAAAACAGUCAGCUGAAGAAGACAUCCAAGGCAGCCAACAAAAAUGUGGCAUCGGUCAAGACAAUGAGCCCUGGGAAAUUAAAGCAAUUAAUUCAACAAAGAGAUGUUAAGAAAAAAACAGAACCCAAACCACCAAUGCCAGUUAGAAGCCUUCUGACAAGAGCUGGAGCAGCACGAAUGAAUUUGGAGAGGACUGAGGUUCUUUUUCAGAACCCGGAAUCCUUAACUUGCAAUGGGUUUACAAUGGCUCUCCGAAGUACCUCUCUUAGCAGGCGACUCUCCCAACCUCCAGUAGUCAUAGCCAAACCCAAGAAAGUUCCACCUCCUAAAAAUUUAGAAAAGAAACAUGAGUGUAAUUAUAAGGUACUCACUAACAUGGGAGUAAAGCACUCAGGAAACGAUUCUGUCUCAAUGCAAGACCCCCUAAUUCCUCCCGAUAUAGAGAAUCUAAUUGGCAUACAAAAUGCAUCUUUAAUUAAAGGUGAGAGCCAAGAGAUAGCCCAGUCUUGGUCCCAAAGGGCUGAGGAUUCCAAAAUAAAUAUUCCCAUUCACAGUGGUCCUGCAGCAGAGAUCCUUUCUGGGUCAUUGGAAGGCACCUGUGAUGGUGAAGGAGUAUUCUCUAAAGAGACAUUGAAUGAUAUCAGUAAUUCCCCUAGAAUGUUUGCUCAGGACACUCUGUGUGCUCCUUUGCUCCAAAGAGCAGCUCUCAAGGUUACCUCUGAAGGAAACUCUAGCAUUCAGUUAGAAGAUUUGGGUUCACGAGUAGAAUCUCUUAAGCUAUCUGAUUCUUACCAGGAGCCCAUCAAAAGUGAACAUGAUUGCCGCCCCACCUCCAGCUUUAAUAAAGUUAUUAUACCUGAAUUAGACCUUAGAAACUAUUUGUCUAUUGGUGGGUCAAUGUAUCCUACCUCAUUAAUAAAACUCCUCUUGACAGGCUCAGAACAAAAAACCCUUGGUGCUAAACCAGAUCAUCCAGAGGUACUUAAAGCUACUCUAGAUAAACAGGAAGUUCCUGACACCACCCCUGUCCUAGGACAGGCCUUUAGUGCUGUCCCACAUCAAUGGGAAGUUCCUGGUGCUAACCCAGUUCAUGGAGAGGCUCUGGGUGAGACCCAAGACCCACCAGAAUUCCCUGGUGCUAUCUCAGUCCAAGGAGAGGUCUUUGGUGCUAUCCUAGACCAACAAAUCCUUGGUAUGGGUGGUGGUACUGUCUCAGACCCACCUAUCUUUCUUCCUGCCCCUCUAAACCCAAUUGCUACUUAUAAUACUCUCCCAGAAUGGCCUGAUCCCCAGGGUACCGUUUCAUACGGCCUUGAGGUCCAGGGUGCUAUGCCGAUAUUGCCUUUGGGCGGCUCAGGUUACACUCCUCAACCAUCAUCACACUCAGAGAUAAGUUUGGUACCUCCAAUAAUGGCUAUAAGCAAUAUAGAAAAUGAGAAGCAGGUUCAUAUAAGCUUUCUGCCAGCUAACACUCAGGGGUUCACAUUAGCCCCUGAGAGGGGACUCUACCAUGCUUCACAGGGCAUUGCCCAAUACUCCCAAGCUGGUCCUAGCAAACCAGAAGGUGGGAACUCCCAGAUCAACACCACAGUGGUGUCUAGGCCAGUGUCACUUGCCAGUACCUCCUCUUCUCCUUCCUAUACAACUUUGCUACCUACAUUGGAAAAAAAGAAACGAAAGCGAUGUGGGGUCUGUGAGCCCUGCCAGCAGAAGACCAACUGUGGUGAAUGUACUUACUGCAAGAACAGAAAGAACAGCCACCAGAUUUGUAAGAAGAGGAAAUGUGAGGAACUGAAAAAAAAACCAUCCGUCAUUGUGUCUUUGGAGGUUAUAAAGGAAAACAAGAGGCCCCAGAGGGAAAAGAAGCCCAAAGUUUUAAAGGCAGAUUUUGACAACAAACCAGUAAAUGGCCCCAAGUCAGAAUCCAUGGAAUACAGUAGAUGUGGUCAUGGGGAAGAACAGAGAUUGAAAUUGAACCUACAUCCCCUUGAAAAUGUAACUAAAAAUGAAGAAAGUAUGACAGGUAUUGAAGUGGAGAAGUGGACACAAAACAAGAAAUCACAUUUAACUGAUCAUGUCAAAGGAGAGGUUAAGGCAGUCGUGACAGAAGCUGAACAAUUAAAAAAUUCUGAAGAUGACAGGAAAAAAGUCCUACUUACUGAACUCCUUGAACCUCAAAAAUUGUUUCCACAAUCUAUAAGAAAUGGCAUUAAAAAUGUACACUAUUUACCAACUGAAACAAAUGUAUCUUUUAAAAAAUUCAACAUUGAAGAAUUUGGCAAGGCGUUUGAAAACAAUUCCUAUAAACUCCUGAAAGACACUGCAAAUCAUAACAAUGCCAUGAGCUCCAUUGCUACAAGCGCAAGCUGUGAUCAUCUUAAGGGGAGAAGUAAUGUUUUAGUCUUCCAGAAGCCUGGCUUUAACUGCAAGUCUUUUCCAGAUCCUGCAAACCUCAACUUAAAUAGUCAGACUAGUACACCCAAUGAAAGUGAUCAACCAAAAUCUCUAGAAAAUAUACCAAGUAAAGAACCAAAAGAUGGAUCUCCAGUUCAACCAAGUCUUCUAUCCUUAAUGAAAGAUAGGAGAUUAACGCUGGAGCAAGUAGUGGCUAUUGAAGCUUUGACUCAGCUUUCGGAAGCCCCUUCAGAAAAUUCCUCGCCAUCAAAGUCAGAGAAAGAUGAAGAAACAGAGCAGAGGACAGCUAGUUUGCUUAAUAACUGCAAAGCUAUCCUCUAUUCUGUAAAAAAAGAUCUCCAAGAACCAAAUUUACAAGGAGAGCCACAAAGCCUUCAUCACUGUCUACCUUUGGAAAAGCAAAGUUCAUGCAACACGGUGGUGUUCAAUGGCCAAAAUAUCAUUUCUAAGUCACACAACAGUUUAGCUACUAACCAAGCAUCUACAAAGUCACAGGAGUAUUCAAAAGUCGAAAAUUCAAUAUCUGUUUUUACAUCGAAUUCAAGUUCAUCUAAAAUUAACACCAAUAAAAAUGUUGCUCAAGGCAGAAUUACUCUUGACAGUUGUUCCAAGAAUCUGCAUCAGUUGCCACCAACAAGUAAUAAAUUGGGGUGUUGUAACCAGUCACUGGAUAGCAGUAAAAAGUUGGACUCAAAGGAUAAUCCAUCAUGUCAAGAUACAGUUCAUAGUAAAAUAGAGGAAGAUGUUGCAACACAGUUAACACAACUUGCAUCGAUAAUAAAAUUUAAUUAUAUAAAGCCAGAUGAAAAAAAUGUUGAAAGUACACCAACAAACCUUGUUGCAUAUAACAUGCAGCAAAAGUACAGUCAAGAGAAGAGCACAAUACAACAGAAACCACCUUCCAGUGUUCAAAAUAAUCAUGGCUCAUCAUUAACAAAGCAAAAGAAUACAACCCAGAAAAAGACAAAAUCUACCCCAUCAAGAGAUCGGCGGAAAAAGAAGCCUGCAGUCAUAAAUUGUCAAGAAAAUGAUCAGAAAAAGCAGGAACAGUUGUCAUAUGAGUACAGUAAGUUACAUGAUAUCUGGAUAGCAUCUAAAUUUCAGAGAUUUGGUCAAUUUGGUCCACAUGAUUUUCCUGUUCUGUUGGGAAAAAUUCCUCCUGUAAGUAAAUUAUGGAAACCACUGACUCAAACAAGUUCAGCAUUAGAACACAAAAAAUUAUUUCCUCCACUCACUCAGAUAAAAUUUGAGCGAUACUAUCCUGAAUUAGCACAGGAAAAAAUGAUGAAGGUUGAUCCAUUGGAUUCUCUCCCUAUAUCCCAGUUGAAAACAGAAUCCAAUGGGCAGGCGUUUACAGGAAAAGUUUAUAAUUCUCAGGUACAGCCAACAGUGAAUGUCAAUCAGAAUGCUCAUCUUUUACUCCAACCUUCCUCUCCAACUAACCAGUGUGCUAAUGUGAUGGCUGAUGAUGACCAAACACAGUUCCAGCAGGAUGUUAAAGAUCAACUCAUGCAUCAGAGACUGCCAACUUUGCCUGGGAUCUCUCAUGAGACCCCCUUACUGGACCCAGCACAAAUUCUCAGGAAUGUGAAUGUAGUAUGUUCAGGUGGAAUUGCAGUAGUUUCUACCAAAAGUGAAGAGGAUGUCUGUUUAUCUAGUGUUGGAGCAUCAGAAUUUUCCCCAGCAGAGAAUACACAGAAAAGUUUUAAUGAUUAUGCCAUGAGCUUCUUUACUAAUCCUACAAAAAACCUGGUGUCCACAACGAAAGAUUCCGAAUUGCCAACCUGCAACUGUCUUGAUCGAGUUAUACAAAAAGACAAAGGCCCAUAUUAUACACACCUUGGGGCAGGACCAAGUGUUGCUGCUGUCAGGGAAAUCAUGGAGAAUAGGUACGGGCAGAAAGGAAACGCAGUAAGGAUAGAAAUAGUAGUGUAUACGGGGAAAGAAGGAAAAAGCUCUCAUGGGUGUCCAAUCGCUAAGUGGGUUUUAAGAAGAAGCAGUGAUGAAGAGAAAGUUCUUUGUUUGGUUCGGGAGCGUACAGGCCACCACUGUCCAACAGCCGUGAUGGUGGUGCUCAUCAUGGUAUGGGCCGGCCUCCCUCUUCCAGACAAGUUGUACACGGAGCUUACAGAAAAUCUAAAGUCAUACAAUGGUCAUCCCACAGACCGAAGAUGCACUCUCAAUGAAAAUCGUACCUGUACAUGUCAAGGAAUUGAUCCAGAGACUUGCGGAGCUUCAUUCUCUUUUGGCUGUUCAUGGAGUAUGUAUUUCAAUGGCUGCAAAUUUGGUAGAAGCCCAAGCCCUAGAAGAUUUAGAAUUGAUCCAAGCUCUCCCUUACAUAGCUACUAUGAAAGAAUUACUAAAGGACGUAAUCCAGAAAGAAGAUAUAUGAAACCGGAAGCAAUCUGUCCGGGACACGAGGCCAUGGAAAAAAACCUUGAAGAUAAUUUACAGAGUUUGGCUACACAAUUAGCUCCAGUUUAUAAGCAGUAUGCUCCAGUUGCUUACCAGAACCAGGUGGAAUAUGAACAUGUUGCCCGAGAAUGUCGGCUUGGCAGCAAAGAAGGUCGUCCUUUCUCUGGGGUCACUGCUUGCCUAGACUUCUGUGCCCAUCCCCACAGGGACAUCCACAACAUGAACAAUGGAAGCACUGUGGUUUGUACUUUAACACGAGAAGAUAACCGCCUGUUGGGUGUUAUUCCACAAGAUGAGCAGCUGCAUGUGCUACCCCUUUAUAAACUUUCAGACACCGAUGAGUUUGGCUCAAGGGAAGGAAUGGAAGCCAAGAUCAGAUCCGGGGCCAUUGAGGUCCUUACGCCCCGCCGCAAAAAAAGAACACGGUUUACUCAGCCAGUUCCUCGUUCUGGGAAGAAGAGAGCAGCGAUGAUGACGGAGGUUCUCGCGCAUAAGAUAAGGGCUGUAGAAAAGAAAUUCAUUCCUCGAAUCAAGCGGAAGAAUAACUUGAUGACAAACAACAGUAAGGCUUUAUCGCUGCCACUUUUAGGGAAUAAAACUGAGACCUUGCAACCCGAAAUAAAAAGUGAAUCUGAACCCAAUUUUAUCUUCAAAGGUUUGGACAACACAAAAACCUAUUCACUGACCCCAUCCAUUCCUCACCCAGUGAAAGAGGCAAACUUAUCUCCAGGCCUCUCCUGGUUGCCUAAGACUGCUUCGACCACAACAUCUCCUUUUAAGAACGGUGCAUCAGUUUCGUACGGGUUUUCAGAAAGAAGUAGCAAUCCCCACUGCACAAUGCCUUCUGCAAGACACAGUGGUGCUAAUGCUGCUGCUGGGGAAUGCACUGGAAUCGCACAGCCUGGUGAAGUGGGCCCUCUUCCCACCUUGUCUACUCCCAUGUCAGAUUCCCUGGUUUAUUCUGAGCCUCCCACUGGUUCAUCUGAGCAGCUAACUUCUAAUCAACCAAACCAGCAGCCCCCAUUCAUCACCUCUCCUCCAGAACUUGCUUCCUCUCUGAUGGAAGAAGAUGAGCAGCAUUCUGAAGCAGAUGAGCCUCUAUCAGAUGACCCCCUAUCAGACGACCCCCUGUCACCUGCUGAGGAGAAAUUACCCCACAUUGAUGAGUAUUGGUCCGACAGUGAGCACAUCUUCUUGGAUGCCAAUAUUGGUGGGGUGGCGAUAGCACCCGCUCAUGGCUCUGUUUUGAUUGAGUGUGCCCGGCGAGAGCUUCAUGCUACAACUCCUGUUGAACACCCAAACCGGAAUCAUCCUACACGCCUCUCCCUUGUCUUCUACCAGCACAAAAACCUGAAUAAGCCCCAACACGGUUUUGAACUAAACAAGAUUAAAUUCGAGGCUAAAGAAGCUAAAAAUAAGAAAACCAAGGCCUCAGAGCAGAAAGAUCAGGCAGCUAAUGAGGGUCCUGAACUGUCUCCUGAAGUUAAUGAAUUGAACCAAAUUCCUUCUCAUAAAGCAUUAACAUUAACCCAUGAUAAUGUUGUCACUGUGUCCCCUUAUGCUCUCACACAUGUUGCAGGGCCCUAUAACCAUUGGGUCUGAAGGCUUUUCUCCCUUUCUUAAUGCCUUUGCUAGUGCAGUGUAUUUUUUCAAGGUGCUGUUAAAAGAAAGUCAUGUUGUCGUUUACUAUAUCUUCAUCUCACCCAUUUGAAGGCUGAGGUAAAAAAAAAAAAUAGGGUGGGUAUUUCUUAACUGUGACUAUAUUUUGACAAUUGGUAGAAGGCGCACAUUUUAAGCAAAAAUAAAAGUUUUAUAGUUUUAAAUACAUAAAGAAAUGUUUUGGUUAGGUGUUAACCUUGAUAGAAUCACUCAGUUGGUGCUUUAAAUUAAGUCUGUUUACUAUGAAAAAGAGUCAUUUUUAGAGGAUUUUAACAGGUCAUAUGUUAUGAUGUAAUCAAGAUACACAGUGUUAACUCUACACAGCUCCUGGUGCUUAACCACAUCCACACAGUUAAAAAUAAGCUGAAUUAUUAUUUCAUGGUGCCAUUGUUCCAACAUCUUCCAAUCAUUGCUAGAAAAUCGACAUAUUCCUUUGAAGUAAACCAAUGAAAUGUUUUCUCUCUUAAAAUAUCUCUCCUGUAUAAAAUAAUUCAUUAUCGUUAGUAAUGGUUGGAGGCUGUUCAUAGAUUGUAAAUAUAUAUUUUAAAAGCACUUUCUAUUUUUAAAAGUAACUUGAAAUAGUAUAGUAUAAGAAUCCUAUUGUCUGUUGUUUGUGCAUAUUUGCAUACAAGAGAAAUCAUUUAUUGCUGUGUAGAGUUCCAUCUUGUUAACUGAAAUAUGUAUUCUAAUCAUGUAUAUGGUUUGUGUUUUUUUAAUGUGUCCUUUUCAUUCAAAUAUUAGUUACUCACAUAAAAUAGAUCAUGCAAAAAUUGUUAAUUAUCUCUAAAAUUGGAAUUUGGCAGCAUAUCACCAAUAUUGAUUAACAUUUUCUUUGGAACUAAGUAAGAGUGGUCUCUUCUGAUUUAUCAAGCAACAAUGGCUCCCAUUUACUUUCAUCCUAGCUUUCUCAAUAUAAUCCAUGAAGGGUGUUUUCAAAAGGAGAUGGGACAUAAUAGGAUUCAGAAGAGUCAAAUGCUUCUAAAGUGUCAAAGUGAUAAAAUACAAAAAUUGAGUAGUAAAAACUCUACCCAUCCCAAAUUGCCUUAUUUGUUCUGAAAGUCAUUGAUACAGAAUAAGAAUAAAAUUUCUGUAGAAAUGUUUUGGGGGGAAAAAAUCCCUAUCAUCAUAACACCCCAAUCAAACAAUAGGAUUGGUAUUAUAAGUUUAGUCCUGCCCAUUAAGAGCUAAUCCAAAAUAGUUUAUCUAAGCAUAUUAGUUUUGGAAGAAUGAUAAUUCCUCUUCUGAUAAUUGCCUAUGUUCCAGGUAACAGGAAAAUAGGCAUUUAUUUUAGUCCUCCCAUUAUUUUUUCCUAGGACUUUUUCGAUUCAUAGAAAAACAAAAAGGAUUGCCCAAACCAAAUGUUUUGAAUAAGAAAAAAAUUUUAAUGAAAUACUUGAUUUUGUUAAAAUGCAGAGGUGCUAUAACAUUCAAAGUGUCAGAUUCCUUGGGAGUAUGGAAAACCUAAUGGUGCUUCUCCCUUGGAAAUGCCAUAGGAAGCCCACAACCUCUAACACUCACAAUUUUGGUGCAAAAGUUCCAGCAAGCUCUCUAAAGAAAAACUCGUUAUAGCUUAUAUUAAAAUAAUAUAUGGUGCAAAGUAUCAGUUUCAAGCUUUUGACUAAUCCAAGUAAAGGAAUAUGAAGGGAUUGUAAAUAACAAAAUGUCCAUUGAUAGACCAUCAUCUUGUACAAGUAGAUUUCUGCUUUUGAAUAUGUAAAAUAGGGUAAUUCAUUGACUCGUUUUAGUAUUUUGUGUGCCUUAGAUUUGUUUUAAAACAUGUAUAUUUUUUUGUGAGCCUAAGGUUUCUUAUACAUAUAAGCAUAUAAAUAAGUGAUUGUCUAUUGUUUCAGCUGCUUAAAUAAGAUAUUCACUAGUAUUAGACUAUCAGGAAUACACCCUUGUGAUAUUUCGUUUUAGAUUUUAGACCUUAGCUCCCACUAGAAAUUAUUUCUUCACCAGAUUUAAUGGAUAAAGCUUUAAGACCCUUUAUCCAUCCACCCAUCUAUCCAUUCUUCCAUUCAACAAUUAUUGAAUGUCUGCAAUAUUUAAGUAUUAACUUUUUUUUAAUCACUACCCAUAAUAUAGUCAACUUUAAGAAUUAAAAUCCUAGAAGAUACUCUUACACAUUUUUUUCUCGAAGAAAUAACAAAUUUCCUUCAAAACAAUCCAUUGUAUGGCAAAUCUUCAAAUCAGUGUCACUAACUUUAAAUAAGUUCUUUAACAAUCUAAACUUGAAGCACCAGUGCUGACUGAGGGGAAUAUUGGGAUUUGUAAAGUUAGUUGCAGUUUACCAAAACAAAUACAUGAAAAUAUUUAGUCUCAACUGAAAUGUUUCCAUUCUGUUAUUAUAAUUAAUACCGUGAAAGGCCUACUCAACUGAUAACCCCAUGGUGAGACCCACACACUAUUACUACUUUGUUGGACUCUAUUUCAUAAGUUUAACAGUUUACCAUCCCCUUGUCUGCCCUGUAAUUUUUUAAAGCUCAUGCUUAUUUACUGUUCUACAGCAUUGUGAUUGUAUGCUGGCUACACUGCUGUUAGAAUGCUCUUUCUCAUGAAGCAAAGAAAUAAAUUUGUUUGAAAUGACAUUUUCACUCA
Pteropus alecto (black flying fox) is the source of this 9659-nucleotide messenger RNA. It is a transcript of the gene TET1, whose product is annotated as tet methylcytosine dioxygenase 1. Gene Ontology annotation, molecular function: zinc ion binding; DNA binding; DNA 5-methylcytosine dioxygenase activity. Gene Ontology annotation, biological process: positive regulation of transcription by RNA polymerase II; oxidative demethylation. The transcript has 13 exons. The record is from RefSeq and is a predicted model, not a curated record. Lineage: Eukaryota; Metazoa; Chordata; Mammalia; Chiroptera; Pteropodidae. Gene Ontology annotation, cellular component: nucleus. Bases 510 to 7004 code for a protein of 2164 amino acids.